This is a messenger RNA of Phycodurus eques (leafy seadragon), 3932 nucleotides long. RefSeq names its product epithelial cell transforming 2 (gene ect2). The record is from RefSeq and is a predicted model, not a curated record. The transcript is spliced from 25 exons. Bases 350 to 3070 code for a protein of 906 amino acids. Gene Ontology annotation, molecular function: guanyl-nucleotide exchange factor activity; GTPase activator activity. Gene Ontology annotation, cellular component: nucleus; cell cortex. Gene Ontology annotation, biological process: activation of GTPase activity; mitotic cytokinesis; intracellular signal transduction. Lineage: Eukaryota; Metazoa; Chordata; Actinopteri; Syngnathiformes; Syngnathidae.
UUUCCGUACAUUUUGAACUGGAACACAAUAUAGUUCGUCACUUAUUUAUGCAGUAGUUCAAACUAAGGAACUGCAAGUCGACGAGGAUUAUUAAACGAUGUUUAAAAGGAUUGACAGAAGACUCAAUUUAUAAAGGAGAGAUGUUCCGGAAACAAAACGAGCUCGAUCUUGAUUGUUGUGUAGAGCUGUUUGCGCGACAGCUCAGUUAGCUCGUGUACUUAUUUAUUUAUUUUAUUUGGUUAAACAGUCAGUUUUGCGUUGUUGUUUGAAAAGAAUCGUCACUUUGGCCCGGAUUUCUAGUCUAAAAAAUAAGCGGUUGGUCAGAUUGGUGGCCCAACAGCCUCUUAGCAUGGCUGACAACAGCAUAGUGACUUUUGGGACAGCUAGGAGUCUUCUGGUGGAUUCAUCCGUAUAUGAUUCAAGGAUCGACGAAACUACCAAGGACUUUGUAUGUGACGAUGUCGAAGAUAGACUUCCUAAAGUGGAGACAAGGAUUGUUCUAGUGGGAGAGGCAAGCAAAGAUGCCAAGCUGGUCAAUGCACUGCAGGCUGUACGAGUAAUGGAGGUACCUGUGGUGAAGAUAAGAGGAGCCGAAUCCUGUCCAGAAGAGAAAAUGAUGAUCAAGUCUAUUGUCAAUAUGGAAAUCACUAUACCAUUUAUAAUAACGGACAACAUCCAGGAGUUUCGGGAAGAAGAGAACACUGAAUUUGAGACAGUGUUUGUCCUCACUGACUUUAAAUCUUCAGAUUACCGUGACCUCUAUAAACGUGAUAACAGGAUUAUUGGUCCUCCUGUUGUGCUGCGCUGUGUUUUAAAGGAGGAGCCAAUACCAUUUUCAUGUCGCCCUCUGUACUCCACCACGAUGUUGAACCUGUCACUGUGUUUUACUGGCUUUCGGAAUAAAGAAGAAAUGAAAAACUUGGUCAGUCUGGUUCAUCACAUGGGGGGCAUCAUUCGUAAAGACUUCAGCACCAAGGUUACACACCUCAUAGCUCACUCCACUCAUGGAGAGAAAUACAAGCUGGCCGUGUGUAUGGGGACGCCCAUCCUUACUCCGUCAUGGAUAUACAAAGCUUGGGAGAGAAGAAAUGACGAGUCAUUCCAUGCAGGAGAGGAGGAUUUUCGAACAGAAUUCAAAGUACAUCCAUUCCAAGACUGCAUCCUCAGUUUCUGGGGUUUUUCAGAUGAAGAGAGAACAAAUAUGGAAGAGAGGACUCUUAAACAUGGUGGCCAAUAUCUGGAUGUUGGAAAUGAAAGAUGUACACACAUGGUGGUGGAUGACAAUUCGGUGAAGGAGAUGCCGUAUUGUUCCUCGAAGAACGUCUUUGUAGUCAAACAAGAGUGGUUUUGGGGAAGCAUUCAAAUGGAUGCGCGAGCUGGAGAGUCCAUGUACCACUAUGUAAAGAAUGUCAGCCCAACCAUGAAGAAAACGGUGUCCCUCCUCUCCCUGUCCACCCCCAAUAGUAACCGCCAGCGUCGGCUUUUAAGGGACACCCUUGCUCAGCUGACAAAGGAGACAGAGAUAUCGCCUUUUCCUCUGCCACCUAAAAGGCCAUCAGCAGAACAUUCGCUGUCUAUGGGCUCCUUGCUGGACAUCACAAUCACACCUGACACAUGUAAAGCCUUUGCAGCUUGUCCUCUUCCGGAGAGUUCAAAGCCAUCAAAGAGUGCAGUCCUGCCCAAGAAAUCAGCCCGGUGGCAAGUUUCCAAGGAGCUCUUUCAAACUGAAAGCAACUACGUAGACAUUUUGAACACUGUACUCCAGAUUUUCAAGCUUCCGUUAGAAAAAGAUGGUCAGGUGGGUGGACCUAUCCUGGCCCCAGAAGAAAUUAAGACAAUAUUUGGAAGCAUCCCUGAUAUCUAUGAGGUUCACACCAAAAUAAAGAGUGACCUUGAGGACCUUCUCAGAGCUUGGUCAGAAGAAAAGAGUGUAGGAGAUAUUAUCCUUAAAUAUUCAAAAGAGCUUGUGAAGGCCUACCCACCCUUUGUCAACUUCUUUGAAAUGAGCAAGGAUACUAUUAUUCGGUGUGAGAAACAAAAGCCACGCUUCCAUGCAUUUCUUAAGAUCAACCAGGCCAAGCCAGAAUGCGGACGACAGGCACUAGUAGAGCUGCUCAUCAGACCUGUACAGAGACUUCCCAGUGUGGCUCUACUUCUAAAUGACAUAAAGAAGCACACAUCAGAUGAGAACCCAGACAAGAUGAAACUGGAGAAUGCAAUUGAGUCUCUAAAAGAAGUUAUGACUCACAUUAACGAAGACAAGAGGAAGACAGAUGGUCAGAAGCAGAUCUUUGAUGUUGUUUAUGAAGUUGACGGAUGUCCCGCCAACUUGCUAUCCUCCCACCGCAGUUUGGUUUACAAAGUGGAAACCAUUGCACUCGGAGACCAACCAUGUGACCGUGGUGAACAUGUCACACUUUUCCUCUUCAGUGAUUGUCUGGAGAUUGCAAGGAAGCGACACAAAGUUAUCAAUACUUUUAAGAGUCCACUGGGACAAACAAGACCGCCACCUCCACUGAAGCACAUCACUUUGAUGCCACUGUCACAAAUUCGAAGAGUUCUGGACCUGCAGGACACAGAAGAAUGUGUAAAUGCAUUUGCUUUAGUUGUUCGCCCGCCGACUGAACAGGAGAACAUGUUGUUCAGCUUCCAGUUGGCUGGAGAGGAAACCGAGAAAUGUGAUUGGCUUCGAACACUUUGUCGACAUGUAGCCAACACCAUCUGCCGGACUGAUGCGGCUGAAAUUAUUCACUGUACAGACCCAGAUUCACUACAGGUCAGUACUAAAGACAUGGACAGCACCCUCAGCAAAGCCUCAAGAGCCAUCAAGAAGACAUCCAAAAAGGUGACAAGAGCAUUUUCGUUCACAAAGACGCCAAAGCGUGUGAUCCAGAGGGCAUUUAUCUCCAGCAGUACCCCAGAUGAUAAAAAACAGCGAUUGAGCUCUGAAAACCACAGCACCUCGACACUGACUUUUUCAGGACAUCGUUCUCCAUCCAUGGUGAAGCUAACAUCCACGUUUGAGAGGAAGUACCACACCUUCAGUCAGUCAACUAGUCAACUGUUUUGAGACCUGCGCUCUCAGGACAACAAGCCAGGGCCAAUGCAUCUUUUUAAUUCGUAGUUGUGUAUAGAGUUCUGCCUUCAUGUGAUAAGCCGAUAUCAGAAUUAUCAAUACAAUUAUAGUAUUUGUUAUUAAACUAGGGACAACAUAAUUUUGAAAACAAUUUAUAAUUACAGUAUGUGGCGUGUGUGUGUGUGUGUGUAUAUAUAUAUAUAUAUAUAUACACACACACAUAUAGUGCUUCUGAUGAAGAUGACCAAUAGUAGGAUGAAGAAAGUUAGUCAUUUUUCUGUGGUAUAUCUAUUACAUCUAUAGCUUGUAUUUGUGUAUAUAUAAGAAAUCCAUGUUGCUGUGCUCAUUUAUAAACUAGUUAAGAAAAUGGGUGUUGCAUUAUUUAUUACUGUAUGACAAAGAUCCAGAAUUUGCUAUUUUUUUCCACUGUUAUGUAUCUUUAAGGCGUGUUUUUAAAUGGAAUAAAAGUGCACCACAACAUACAAUUUUCUCAUAUGCAAACUGUAAGGAUUGUAUUGCUUUUUGUUAUUGUCUGUUUAAUUGCUGCAUAAUACAUUUCAGAAAUUGUUAUUUUCCAACAUUAAUAUCUGUUUUUCUAGUACAUUUUCUAUUGUUGACUGUUUUAUCAUAUUCAAUUCACGUCACUUUCUUGUCCACCCUGAAAGGUGACAGUGAAGCAACAGAUUCUGGAGUUGCUGUGCUCUGAACGACAAAAUGCCAAGUGUAGAUUUAGCCUGUUAACAUCUACAGUGCCCUGAUAAAGUAUUGGCCACCUUCUCAAAUUCUUACAUUUUUACGUAGUUUCCCCACUUUAGUAUUUAAGAUCAUCAAACAAAUGUAAAUAGCAGACAAAUAU